This is a messenger RNA of Clunio marinus, 228 nucleotides long. NCBI's taxonomy places the organism in Eukaryota, Metazoa, Arthropoda, Insecta, Diptera, Chironomidae. The record is from the annotation of a GenBank genome assembly.
AUGGAAACAUCUGCCGCAAAGUGUUUGAAAUUAACUGGAGCUUGUUCUUUAAUAUUAUCCCAGUUAACUUUGAUGAAAUUGUCACGUUCACUAGAUGAAAGGAAAAUUGUUUGUAGAGUCAGCGUGGAGGGAAGAAAGGAAAUCAAACAAGAAAAACAAAUUGUUCUUCGACUCAAGCGAGACAGAGGUAAAAAAGAAGAAGAAUUGAAGGGUGACCAGCACUUGUAA